ACCACAACACAUGCUUGGUUUGGUCAACUGCUGAACACCAGCAUUCAUCUCUGGAAUACCGUCAGUCUGUGGAAAUGGGAUCUAACAAACUGCGAAUGUAGAACAUCUCCUCUAACCUCUUGGCACAUUUUUUCCUCCCAAAUGUCUUUUCUUUCAAGGGAGCAUUAAAUUGUUGAUCACCUUGGAGACAUAAAGUAUCCACAUGGACACCAUGCCGCUGAUGCCCUCAGUGCACUGGCUUCUGCUCCUCUGGGGGCUGCAGGGUGUUUGGGCACAGGACUACAGAAGAUAUGAAGGGGAGGAGACCACCAAGAGGAAAUCACGUCCGGAUGACGCCUGCAGUCUGGAAUUAGCCUUUUUGAUUGACAGCUCAGAGAGUGCCAAAGACAAUCAUGCCCAGGAGAAGCAAUUUGUAACAGAAGUGACGGAGCGACUGCAGGACCUCCGCAUGCAGAGCGGCCGCAGCCUCAUCACCCGCUCCGCCCUCUUGCAGUACAGUAGCCAUGUCAUCAUAGAGCAGACGUUUAACCAGUGGCAGGGUCCUGACAGUUUCAAGGCCCGCAUAGCUCCCAUGACGUACAUCGGCCAUGGCACCUACACCACCUACGCCAUCACAAACCUCACGCGCAUCUACCUGGAAGAAUCAGCUCCCGGCAGCAUCAAGGUGGCCAUUCUGCUCUUUGAUGGUAUCUCCCACCCGAGGAACCCAGACAUAUCGUCAGCCGUGGCUAAUGCCCAGAACCAAGGAGUUCGCUUCUUCACCAUCGGAAUUACGCCUGAAGCCAAGGAAUCUGCCAAUAUUGCCCAACUGAGGCUAAUUGCAAGCUCACCAGCCUCACGGUACCUUCAUAACCUGCAGGACAGGGGCAUUGUGGAAAAAGUUGUCAGAGAGAUUACAACACUGGCAGAGGAAGGGUGUCUUUUGGAGAGCCAGUGUCCAUGUGAGAAGGGCGAGCAGGGGUCCAGCGGACCCGCUGGCAAGAGAGGUCGUCCUGGAGAGGAUGGCAUCCCAGGACUAAAGGGUCACAAGGGAGACGGUGGGAUCGCCGGCUUGCCGGGUCGAGAUGGAACUGAAGGCAGACAAGGAUACAAAGGAGAGCAGGGAGAGAGAGGAGAAUGUGGUACUCCUGGAAUUAAGGGUGACAGGGGUCCUGAAGGGUCCAUUGGCCCAAGAGGAAAUCGUGGACUUCAGGGUUUGCCUGGUCCUCCUGGAGAUAUCGGACCUGAAGGUGUCACUGGUAAAAAAGGGGAGCGGGGACUUCCUGGUCCACCUGGAAUCCAAGGGGAAACAGGAAUCGGUCUCCCAGGACAAAAGGGUAAUGUUGGGCUCCAGGGGCAACCGGGACCAAUAGGUCCAGUAGGAAUCGGUGAACCUGGACCACCGGGGCCUCAAGGGCCACAGGGGACCCAAGGAGAAAGGGGACCUUUAGGAGAAGGUCUCCCUGGCCCAAAGGGAGAGCGAGGCUUGGAGGGGCCACGGGGGCCCAGAGGACUAUCGGGUGUUGGAUUUAAAGGAGACAAGGGGGAGUUUGGCCCUCCUGGUCCUGCAGGCCUCAUCGGUCUACCAGGUCAGGGUAUCCAGGGUGAAAAGGGAAUUGAAGGUCCGAGAGGGCCACCCGGGCUACGAGGUCCUCAGGGGGAAGGUCUACCGGGACCCAAGGGAGACCAGGGGUUGCCGGGUGAGGUUGGUGCCCCAGGAGAGAGAGGAAUUGGAGAACAUGGAGAUAAGGGUGAGCAAGGAUCACCAGGAACAUCUGGGUUUCCGGGUUUGCCAGGGGAGGACGGAGCUCCGGGGCAAAAGGGCGAGCCAGGAGCUUCAGGACUUAGGGGUGCAGAAGGGCCACCUGGGACUGGAACACAAGGUGAAAAGGGUGACCAAGGUCAAAGGGGAAUAAGAGGCUUGACCGGGCCACCCGGCAUUAGUGGUCCAAUAGGCCCCAAGGGUGAACCAGGGUCACAAGGCAGAUUGGGUUUACCCGGUCCACCAGGACGCUUUGUAACGGGACCCAAGGGUGAUGUUGGACCAAGCGGCCCUCCUGGUCUGAUUGGGGAGACCGGCUAUGGGCUUCCCGGUCCAAAGGGUGACCAUGGAGAUCCAGGCCCAGGAGGUCCAUUUGGCCCAAAAGGCGAAGGCUAUCCCGGUCCCAUGGGCCCCCCUGGUCUACCUGGGCUUCCAGGAGAAAUCGGACCUGACGGGAUAGGCUUUCCCGGUCCAAAGGGGGAUAUUGGUUUCCGAGGGCUACCUGGUUUACCGGGACCUCCAGGUGAAGGACUACCAGGACCUCAGGGUCAUCCUGGGCGAUCGGGGCCCCUGGGGCCAGCGGGACCACCAGGAAUAGGAGUCCAAGGACCAAAGGGUGAACAGGGGGUCCAGGGUGUGACAGGACCAAGGGGGCCCACUGGCGAAGGCUUUCCUGGGGCUAAGGGUGACCGUGGUUCUAUAGGGGAGAGGGGCCUGAAGGGCUUCAAAGGAGAUAUGGGUGACCCAGGGAACACGGGGCAACCUGGUCGGAAUGGUAUCAAAGGUGAAGCAGGACUCACAAGGGAGGACGUCAUUAGAUUGAUCAAAGAAAUUUGUGGAUGUGGAAUCAAGUGUAAAGAGAGGCCUAUGGAGUUGGUGUUUGUCAUCGACAGCUCAGAGAGUGUGGGGCCAGAGAACUUUGAGAUCAUUAAAGAUUUUGUCAACGCACUGGUUGACCGAGUUACGGUGGGCCGUAACUCCACCAGGAUCGGCCUAGUGCUCUACAGCCUUGAGGUCAAGCUGGUGUUCAACUUGGCCCGCUACGUAACCAAACAGGACAUCAAACAGGCCAUUAGGAACAUUCAAUACAUGGGAGAGGGCACUUACACUGGUACGGCCAUCCGCAAAGCCACCCAGGAAGCCUUCUUUAGUUCCCGACUGGGAGUCAGCAAAGUUGCCAUUGUUAUCACUGAUGGACAAGCAGACAAACGGGAGCCUGUGAAGCUCGAUAUUGCCGUACGGGAAGCUCACGCUACCAAUAUCGAAAUGUUUGCCCUCGGUAUUGUCAACACCUCGGACCCAACACAGGGGGAGUUUAUUCGGGAGCUCAAUUUGAUUGCAUCUGACCCUGACACUGAGCAUAUGUUCCUUAUUGAUGACUUCAACACCUUGCCAGCUCUGGAAUCCAAGUUGGUCAGCCAGUUCUGUGAGGACGAGAAUGGAGACCUGAUAUAUAACAAACUAACUAAUGGAAACAAUGGCCAUAGCAACAGCAGGAAUGGUAACAACGGCAAAAAUGCUAAAGACAUCAAUGGGUUGUACGACUGGGUGUACAACAACCGGUAUGGCCAUAAAGGAUCCAGCAAAGGACAACAAGUGCACGCAGAGACGACUGAGCGCGGGGACACGUUUAACCGUGGCAACACAGCAUUCCAACCUAUUCCUUCUCCCGGAAAAGACUCCUCUUCUGUGAAUGUAUCAUCAGGGGCAUCUGUGAAAUAUGUCCCUACACCAAGACCAGUUCUUCCCAAAGAGACUGCACCCUUAGACCCUCGCUGUGCCUUGGCCCUGGAUCCGGGCUCGUGCCGCGACUACAUCAUUCGCUGGUACUAUGACAAGCAGGCCAACGCAUGUGCUCAGUUUUGGUUCGGAGGCUGCAGCGGUAACAAGAACCGUUUUGACACAGAUGAGGAAUGCAAGAGGACUUGCGUGCUAACCACAUCUAUUGGAGGCUGAGGCACACUGGAUAAAUUUGGAUUUUUCUUCAGACUCUACCAUUCAUUGCUCAUACUCAGGAACAAGGGCCGUGUAUAUUUCUUCUCCCCAUGGGACCAGUUUUUUCAUACAGUCUUUGUGUGAAGCUGCAAACGACAGUAUUUGAUGAAAACUUGAGCAAGCAAUGCACUGUGGGGGAAAAAAACCUCAUCGCUGUAAUUUUAGCAAAAUAGAAAUUCAUCAUCUUGCUUAUUAACUAGUUUCUGCAUACAAAUGCCUUAAACGGGGUGACCGUUGACAUUGUCCACUAUCUUUGUAAAGGCAGGUUUUAUUUUCACAUCAUUACAAACACACGCACA
Syngnathus acus (greater pipefish) is the source of this 4035-nucleotide messenger RNA. RefSeq names its product collagen alpha-1(XXVIII) chain-like. The transcript has 36 exons. The record is from RefSeq and is a predicted model, not a curated record. NCBI's taxonomy places the organism in Eukaryota, Metazoa, Chordata, Actinopteri, Syngnathiformes, Syngnathidae. Gene Ontology annotation, molecular function: serine-type endopeptidase inhibitor activity. Bases 203 to 3697 code for a protein of 1164 amino acids.